UGUCGCCGAAACGUCGGAUUUGUCUAUCGUUAGUUUUUGCCUGUAUAUGUAAACGUGUUUUAAAGGGUUUUUUACUGGUGCUCAAAUUUUAGUAUCAUCGAGUUUACUUAAAUCGCAAUGGACGCUCAAUAAACAGAAGUUAUUUUGUUAAACGCUUUUUACCACUAUAAAGCAAUGCCAACCCCUCAUUACAAGGGCAAGUUUCUCGGUGACUCCUGUGAGCUCAGUUGAUCGGCAAAGAAAAACAACAAAGUCUAAAAGGAGGAACCCUCUUGGGGCGGGCGUCCGGCGGCGGCUAGUCUACAAGCAAGCUCUAUUUAUACUCGCUCCAGCAAGUAAGUGGCGUAUGAGCAAGUCAAUAGGACUGCAUCAGACAGAUUAAAAUGUGUUUGCCUAAUUCUGAGCAAAUGUUCCUGAGAUGACAGUCACCUGAUCAUAUGUCCGAUGAUGCAUAAAACACAACGUUGCUAACGCAUCGACAAUUUUGAACGUAAUCAUUGCACAUUCCACGCGAAUAUACUGGUAAGUCAAAACAAAGCCAUGGGGUCUUACCCAGGCCAUGUUCUUCCAGGAUCUUUCUUCAUCGUUUUUGGCCUAUGGUGGUGGUUUAAUAUCGUUGCUAUAAUUGCCCAAGCUCAAGCAAGGUUUUUGAGGCAAAGAUUCCUCACUCGAAGAACAAAGAACUGCGUCUUCGAAAUUGAGUUUGAAACUACGACAUGGUGUAGAGUUCCUGUACUGUGCCUGAAACGAUUUCCCGUCGAACCUUGCUUGAAAGUGAUAGCAGCUGCAGUUGGUAUCAUUGCAGAGCUAACUAAAGGCGAAUGGAGUCUCGUAAACGACGCUGGGCACUUUUCGCAUUUGAAUAACUUCAGUCACGCAACAAUGUUUAGUAUUUUCCUGUUGACUGCUGUGGUGGAAAUUCUGCGCUUCUACAACAUAUUAUUCUUACCCGCAGCUACCGAUCAUGUUUUAGCAUCACUGUCAUUCUUUCUAGUCGGAGAGCUUUUUUAUUUUCACAUCGAAGGGCGUUCUGAACUCGAUCAAAAGUUGCACACUGUACUCUACACUGUGGCAUUUUCAAUCGCUGUUGUUUUUCUCCUUGAGGCAUGGCAACGCAAGAGUUUCGUGCUCUUUCUCACGCGCACAUUUCUGGUCUUGUUGCUUGGCACUUGGUUUAUUCAAAUAGCUCAUGUGCUGUAUGGUUCCCAUCCUUGGAAAGACACAGACUCGAAUCGAGCUAUCGUCGUUGUUAUUUUUUCGUGGCUUGUGUUAGGCCUACUCGCGAUGUCCAUCUGCAGUCUUGUUUUAGUAAGCGUGUGCAUAAGGGUGAAAAUAUCCACUUGUAUCAAGCCUUUAGCGUCCACUGGAGACCUUCCAAAAGAAGGGAGAGAAAUGGACAGUCUUAUGUCCACUGACCAAGGAAACGAAGAAUUAACUCAGAUUGACUGAAUCAAGAGAAUUUUUCCCAACAAAUGGAUUCAUUUUAAACUAAGAUGGCCUGCAACGCAUAAUUCGUUUGCCUUUAUUUCAAAUAUCAAAAUUGCGCAGUCCAAGGAAAGACAUUUUGUAAUAAGCUUGUAUUUAAUUAGUAAUCUGAAAUCCCAACUCUGUUGGCCAGGUUUCGGAAAUCAAUACGACAUCUAAACGACUAAAAUCUACCAUCCAUGUAAUGUAAUUGAUCUCAGAAAAUUUUGACACGUAAUAGACCAAUUUCGAGAUAUUAAAAUUCAGCCUUAAACAAUAAACCUACAGAAUAACUACAGAGUUU
Orbicella faveolata is the source of this 1768-nucleotide messenger RNA. Its product is annotated as transmembrane protein 45B-like. Lineage: Eukaryota; Metazoa; Cnidaria; Anthozoa; Scleractinia; Merulinidae. The record is from RefSeq and is a predicted model, not a curated record.